AUGUCAUAUGAUGAGAUUGAGGUAUUGACGGUCGACGAUAAUGAUGACAUUGAUGACACUGAUGACAUUGAUGAUAUUGAAGUGUCGUCGGUUGUUCCUCUCUACAAAUUAAAAUGGCAAAUGGCGAAAAAAGAGUCAAAUGCAGCAGGAACAACAUUUAGUGAAGCAGUUUCCAGUUUCCUAUGCCUGUCGAUCGGAUUAACCAGGAACGAACAACCUGCAGCUGCUCUUUCCUGCAAAAAGACUAGAAGAUGUAAGACAGAGCCACCUUUCGAUUCUCUCGCCGGCUGUGAUUGGCCAGUCUUGGGUCCCAGAAGUAGAUUAUGGGAUUAUUAG
Sclerotinia sclerotiorum 1980 UF-70 is the source of this 336-nucleotide messenger RNA. RefSeq lists its product with no specific name. The record is from RefSeq and is a predicted model, not a curated record. NCBI's taxonomy places the organism in Eukaryota, Fungi, Ascomycota, Leotiomycetes, Helotiales, Sclerotiniaceae. The coding region runs from base 1 to 336 and encodes 111 amino acids. The transcript has 3 exons.